UUUGUUGACAGAAACACAUUUAUUGAUGUUUGUGUAAAUGUGUGUGUGAGUGCGCGUGCGCACGCACGCACGCACGUUUGCAAACAUGCCAACAUUAAAUCUGAAAUCAAUUUAUAUUGUAAGUUUUAUUUAAAUUUUUUAUGGAAAAAUGAACAUACAGAAGUUUGAAAGGGCAAAGUCUCCAAGGCACUCUCCCACCGGAACUGAGCAGGUUGCGUUACCUUCAAAUGAUUGACCUCGCUCGCAAUUACUUGAGCGGUCCAAUUCCUAAAGAAUGGGGCUCUCUGACGAAUAUUUAUAAAUUUGCUCUCCUCGGGAAUCGUUUAACGGGUCCAAUACCAGUGGAGAUUGCAAACUUAACUAAUCUCCAAAUCUUCGAGUUAUUUAACAAUCAAUUGUCUGGAACUCUUCCGCCGGAGAUUGGGUAUCUGCCGAAAAUUCAAGACCUGCGACUUUCCUCUAACAAGUUUUCUGGAGAAAUACCUGCGACAUUUGCCAAGCUCACUACAUUGCUAGAUUUCCGAAUUGAAGACAACCACUUCUCCGGAAAGAUACCUGAUUUUAUCCAGAACUGGAAAAAUAUCGAUACACUAAUCAUUCAAGGGAGUGGAUUAAGUGGGCCGAUUCCGUCUGGAAUAUCACUUUUGAGAAACUUAACUGACUUGAGAAUUAGUGAUCUGAAAGGAACUGAAUCUUCACCUUUUCCACAACUUAAUAAUCUGACAUUGUUAAACAGACUGAUUCUGAGGAAUUGCAACAUCAAUGGAAAACUACCUGAAUAUAUUGGGAAUUUGAAAGCAUUAAAACACUUGUUCUCUCUAAAGUAAAUUAAUAACCGUGGCAAACUGUGUUAUUAUGCUAUUAUUCAUUUCACACUCUAAAGUA
Molecule: messenger RNA, 885 nt
Organism: Trifolium pratense (red clover)
Lineage: Eukaryota; Viridiplantae; Streptophyta; Magnoliopsida; Fabales; Fabaceae
Product: probable leucine-rich repeat receptor-like serine/threonine-protein kinase At3g14840
Exons: 9
Coding region: 228-827 (199 amino acids)
Molecular function (GO): protein binding
Source: RefSeq, a predicted model, not a curated record